AUGGGAUUCUAUGAGCAGCUGAUUGGUACUGAGAAGCAGAACAGAAGACAUGUGGAUAUAACCAUUUUAAGGAAAGGCCCCCAAUUGAAUAGAACCCAACAGGACUCUUUGACCCAACAUGUGACUGAGAAAGAAGUUUGGGAUGCACUUAAAGGAAUGGGAGACAAUAAAGCACCUGGAACUGAUGGAUUCAAUGCAAAAAUUUUCAAAACAGAUUUCUUUAUAAACAAGAGACUAUACAAAGCAGCAAAUUGUGCUUUGGUGACAUUGAUUCCUAAAAGUAAAGAUGCUUCUGCUAUGAGGGAGAUGAGACCUAUAGCUUGUUGUUCCACAAUCUAUAAGAUCAUCUCAAGGAUCUUGACUGCAAGGUUGAGUAAAGUGAUACACACUACAGUUCAUGAUAGUCAAACUGCAUUUAUGGCUGGGAGAAACAUUCAUGAUAACAUUAUCCUGACACAUGAAUUGAUAAGAGGGUAUAAUAGGAAGCACAUCUCCCCUAGAUGUACUAUCCAAAUUGAUUUACAAAAGGCUUAUGACACUGUGAACUGGGAUGCACUGGAAACAACUUUGAGAACAGUAUCCUACAGGUACCUAAUCAAUGGACAGGUGAGUGGAAUUCUUAAAGCUAAAAGGGGCUUGAGACAGGGGGGUCCUGUGUCCCCUUUGUUGUUUGUCAUAGUCAUGGAAUAUCUCCACAGAUGUAUGGUUGAGCUUGAGUAUAAUAAGGAAUUCAAAUAUCAUCCUAGGGGAGAUGUGAACUCAGUCCAGGUUAUGAUGCAAGCUUUCAAUAGAUUUUAUGAAGAAACAGGCCUUAUAGCUAAUCCAGAAAAAUUCAAGGUAUUCUUUGGUGGCACAUGUUUGGAGGAUCAGCAGGCUAUUAGAGAAACAACUGGUUUUGUGGAAGGGAAACUGCCCAUAAGAUAUUUAGGGGUGCCUUUAGCUAGUAGGAAGUUCUAUGCUGGGAGACAGCAGUUGGUUCAGAGUGUUCUAAUGGCAAUUUCAGGAUAUUGGGUGAAUGUAUUCCCUAUACCAAAGAAGAUCAUAAAAAGAAUUAGGACUCUAUGCAAGAAUUUAUUAUGGUCUGCAAAAGUUGGUGGUAGGAAAGCUUUGGUGGCUUGGGAUAAUGUCCGUGAACCAAAAAAUACAGGAGGGUUGAAUUUCAAAAAAGUAUACACUCAGAAUAACAUAGCUUGGGAAAGAGCCAAUCAAAUGGGGAAAUUCAACACAUCAAGCAUGUACAAAGCAAUUUGUGGAGACAGUGUAGAGGUGCCAUGGAAAUGCUUAUUCUUCCAGAACCGAGCCAGCCCCCGUACUAAUUUCAUUCUCUGGCUGACUUUACUUGGCAGAUUAUCUACUAAGGAUAGACUAGUGCGAUUUGGACUGAUCCAGGAUACUAAUUGUUGUUUCUGUCAACAGAGGGAAACAUUGCAACACCUUUUCUUUGUGUGCGAAUUUUCUAGCAAAAUUUGGGAGGAUGUGUUGCAAUGGAAUGGAUACAAGAGGACUGCCACUACCUGGGACAAGGAGAAAUUAUGUCUGAUCAAAGAGACAGCCAUGAAAGGCUGGCGUAGAGAGAUUUUGAGGAUAAUUAUAGCUGAGACUAUAUAUCAUAUUUGGUAUGAGAGAAAUGAGGUGGUGUUUAAGCACACAAGACCGAGUAUGAACAUCCCCCGCAGGAUUAAGGAUAGAGUAAUGAAUAGAAGCCUCUUGUAUAGGAAGCUAAUCCCACAUGUUAGUAUUAGUAAUGAUAGCUUGAUAUAA
Molecule: messenger RNA, 1761 nt
Organism: Vicia villosa (hairy vetch)
Lineage: Eukaryota; Viridiplantae; Streptophyta; Magnoliopsida; Fabales; Fabaceae
Exons: 6
Coding region: 1-1761 (586 amino acids)
Source: RefSeq, a predicted model, not a curated record